Messenger RNA from Diabrotica virgifera virgifera (western corn rootworm), 1379 nucleotides. RefSeq lists its product as uncharacterized. The transcript is spliced from 6 exons. Bases 193 to 999 code for a protein of 268 amino acids. The record is from RefSeq and is a predicted model, not a curated record. Lineage: Eukaryota; Metazoa; Arthropoda; Insecta; Coleoptera; Chrysomelidae.
UACAAUACAAAAUAGUUAUAUUUUAGCACGAACUAGUUAUCAGUUACUAUUUUAUUUCUGUGAAACAAUUUCCCCGUUAGGGAAUAGCGUACUUGCAAGGUUGGUAGCUGUACUCAAAUAAUAUUCGUUACGAUUUGCGCAACGCAAAUUGAAUGUUUCAAAAAUAAAAAUCUGUUGAAAGUGAUCUGCGAAAUGUUUACAAGAAAAUCUUUCAUAGUGUUGUUUUUAGUGUGUGUAGGUUUGGAUAUAGCAUUUUGUGUCCAAAUUAACUACGUUAAUGUACCUGUAGCUGUAAAAAAUGAUUCGAAUGUUUCUGUCAUCAUGGAUUGCAACUAUUCUCUAAGACCUGACGAUACAGAAUUAGUUGUCAAAUGGUACUUGAACGAUGAUCUGGUCUAUCAAUGGAUUCCCCCUCAACUACCACAAAGCUUCGGAAAAUUAAAAGAUAGAGUCGAUUUGGAGUAUGCGGCAACCGAUGAUCCUAAAAGUGUGUAUCGAGCGAUGAAAAUUUUUAAUCCAACAGACGAAAUUGCCGGAGAGUAUAAAUGUUUUGUUUCAACAUUCACUGAUGAAGAUUUCUUCAUCAAGACGAUGCGUGUCUUUGUUCCAGAGAAAUAUUUGGACGUUUUCAAAAGUGGAUGUGAUGAUGAUGUUGUAAACUUUACCUGCUUAGCAUCGGAAGUGUAUCCAAAACCGAGUCUACAAUUGUUUAAGAGUUUCAGCGAUAAAUAUACGAGAAAGAAUUUACCAGUUCUACACUGGGAUGUUGAUAGACACACCUCUGGUCGUUUCUCCACCUACAUAACAGCCACCGUUAAUAGGAAGUCCCUUAUUAUCGGAUCAUUAAUACACUGCGAACUUCGGAUUCCUGACACAGGUUACGUUAAGAUUGGAAGUCUACUUUAUUAUCCCGAGGAUUCGAAGGAUAUGGGUUUAAGACCUGACUUACCAACUUCUGCAGUUCAUGGACUUUGUCUAUUGUUGUGGAAAAUUUUAUAAAUUAAUCAAAAAGAAGAAAUUUUGUGUUUCCAUAAGUCUUUUUCCAUAAGAUUGAAUCCCAACGAUGGUCUUGUUAACUCGAUUCUUUCGACAGAAUAUAAAAUGAAAAAUAAUAUUUACUCACAUUACUUCAAUUCUAAAAUCAAAUUCGGUCCUUUUAUAUACAAAACUAGGUUUAUUUUAAGCUGAUAACCGAGUUUAUUUUUAUAAAUAUUUUAUUAUAUACAUUAUACAUUAUAUUAUAAAUGUUCAUGUUAUAUCAUUUCCUGAAUUUGUAUCUGCAUUCAAUGUAUCAGAACUGUAAGUAGAACCACCGUCCAAAGAUACGAUAAUUUUAAAUCAUUGUAUAAAAUUAGUAAUAAACGUUGGUGUAAAAAGUG